AUGAUGCAAAACAUGUUCAAAGAUUUGAGAGAAGAUUUCAAUAAUGAAAUAUCAAGCAUUAGUGAGAAUAUCGAUUUAAUGCGGUCCGACUUGGAUACACUAUCUGUCAUCACGAAGGACAUAAAGGGUGAACUUGCGUCUCUGCGUCAUGACCAGACUAAUUUAAAACAGAAAAUAAUACUAAUAGAGAACAAGCAUGAUAACUUACAAAGAGGUGUAUUGGAGAUCCAGAAUGCACUGGACUUUAAUUGUGACAUGAGUGACAAAUUGGGACAACGCGUUGAAAGACUAGAGACUGAUUGUGUAAAAACAUUAAAACCAUUGAAAUCAUAUCUUAUCUUAAGUCGAAGAUUGAAGCUUUGGAGCAGCAUGCUAGGAGCCGUAACAUUGAGAUAUGUGGUGUCCCAGAAAAAAGGAAUGAAAACUUGA
Messenger RNA from Parnassius apollo (apollo), 429 nucleotides. The record is from the annotation of a GenBank genome assembly. Lineage: Eukaryota; Metazoa; Arthropoda; Insecta; Lepidoptera; Papilionidae.